Molecule: messenger RNA, 2412 nt
Organism: Rhododendron vialii
Lineage: Eukaryota; Viridiplantae; Streptophyta; Magnoliopsida; Ericales; Ericaceae
Product: nicastrin
Exons: 16
Coding region: 128-2176 (682 amino acids)
Biological process (GO): protein processing
Cellular component (GO): membrane
Source: RefSeq, a predicted model, not a curated record
UAGCCAGUCAACCGGAAAAGUCGACUCUGUAAUUGCAGGAAAUCUAGAGAGAGAGGAGGAGGAGGAGGAGAGAGGGCUAGGACGACGUUGAUGGCGUAGAGUUUAGGGUUUCUGAUUGCUCAAACUGAUGCGUUCCUCUUCGCCCCGUAUGGCCUCGAAGCUCUUCUGUAUUCUCCUAUGCUUCCCCGCUCUAUUUCACGCCUCUCUCUCAGCUACAGAGGAUGUGAACUUCCAGUCAGUUCCUGAUCUCCAAAAGUCCAUGUACAAGGUUGUUGACGGGUUUCCUUGUGUACGACUUCUUAAUCUUUCAGGGGAGAUUGGUUGUUCAAUUUUUAUUGUAUCCCUAGACCCUGACCGCGAGAAGGUUGUUGCUCCAAUUGUAAGAUACAAGAAUGCUGAUAAGUUGGCUCAGUUAUCUGCAAUACUGGUGUCAUUACAUGAAUUUGACAGUUUUUUUCUUAGAGUAUCGAAUGAUGUAGAUUUUGCUAAAUAUGUUGGUGGUGUUUUAGUUGAAUCAGGAACUGACGUCCAAAAUGAGUUAAAAGGUGUUUCUAUGGAUGAAAAGUUUCCCCAAGCUGAAUUCUCUCCUUAUAAAAACAUCAGUUAUCAAUGGAACCCAAUUGGAUCCGGUAUUAUGUGGAACAAUUAUGAUUUUCCUGUAUUUCUACUUUCUGAUAGUAGCACCUCGACCCUCAAGGAGGCAGCCAUAAAGAAUGAAGGGAACAAGAAAGCUUAUACUACCGAUGUUGCAGAAUUUGAUCUGGUUAUGCAGACAACAAAAUCGGGGACACGUGAUUCAGAAUCUUGCUUGAAAGAAGGGACUUGCCUUCCAUUAGGCGGAUACAGUGUGUGGUCGGCCCUUCCACCAGUCAAUACUUCGUCUUCAGAAUCAUCUAAGCAUAUCAUAUUAGCUGUGGCAUCCAUGGAUUCUGCAUCUUUCUUUCGUGACAAAAGCCUUGGUGCAGACUCCCCAAUAUCUGGAUUGAUUUCCUUGCUGGUGGCAGUUGAUGCUCUUUCUCGUGUUGUGGAUGAUCUUGGUAAACAGCUAGUUUUUGUAAUUUUCACUGGAGAGGCAUGGGGUUUCCUUGGUAGCCGAAGAUUUCUUCUUGAACUUGAUCAAAAUUCAGAUGCUGUCAAUGGGCUUAACAGUUCCUUAAUAGAUAUGAUUUUGGAAGUUGGAUCUGUUGGGAAGGGAUUCAGUCAAGGAACCAAAAGUUUUUUCGCUCAUACCACACAGGUUUCAGCUGCCACAAAUGAAACAUUGAAUGCUUUAAAACUUGCUCAACAUUCACUUCAAUCUAGUGGCAUUGAUAUCUCAAAGGCUAGUGCAUCAAAUCCUGGUAUACCUCCAUCAUCAUUGAUGGCAUUUCUGAGGAAGAACUCCCAGACAUCCGGAGUUGUUCUAGAAGAUUUUGAUUCUGCCUUCACCAACCAAUUCUUCCAUAGCCACCUUGAUGAUUUGUCAAACAUUAACUCCUCAUCCAUUGUAGCUGCUGCUUCUAUUGUUGCCCGCACUCUCUACAUUCUUGCCAGCAACAAGAAGGAUUUAACUGCCACCUCUCUAACUCUAAGUGCUAUUAAUGUGAAUGCUUCUCUGGUUGAAGAACUUAUGGGUUGCCUAUUGAGCUGUGAACCAGGCUUAUCCUGUGAGCUGGUGAAUCACUAUAUUUCACCCACCAAUACUUGCCCAAGCCACUAUGUUGGUGUCGUUGAGGGGGAACCUUCGUCCACACCUUAUCCUGGAUACAUUAGUGAUGUUUCACGGUUUCUUUGGAAUUUUCUGGCUGAAAAAACAUCGAUUCCUUCAGAGAGUGCAAGUUCUGGUUGCCCAAAAAAUUGCAGCGGCGCUAAUCACUUGUGCGUUAGAUCGGAGAUAGAUGGAAAGGGAGUUUGCGUGGUCUCUACAACCAGGUAUGUACCGGCAUAUUCAACCCGGUUGAAGUUUGAGUCGGAAAGUUGGGAGUUGUUGCCCCCUAAUUCGUCUGAUCCCAUGGGGCUGGUCGACCCUGUUUGGACGGAGAGCAAUUGGCGUACAAUUGGGCUUCAGGUUUAUACUGUACAGCAUGCAUUUUAUGACACUAUAGUUCUGCUGGCUGGUGUGAGUCUUACGAUAUUAGCUUACCUUGCGAUACUACUCAUCAGAUCCAUCAUCAACAAAGCCUUAAAGCAGGAUUGAAGGAAAACUACAUUAUUGUAACUUCUAUUUUUGAUAGGACAUUAUUGUAACUUCUCUCCGGAUUUUGGUUUUAUAACUUCACGAGGCAGCCUUGAACACUGUCCACAAGUUAAGCUUCUGGUAAACUUGUUAGUUCUCUGGGUAAGUUUUUAAAAUUGUACCCAUGCAAAAUUAUGGGAUUACAGGGUUGUAAAGAACCAAAAAUAAAUAGGCCAUUAAACAUUUAAAUUGGACAA